Molecule: messenger RNA, 4111 nt
Organism: Camelus dromedarius (Arabian camel)
Lineage: Eukaryota; Metazoa; Chordata; Mammalia; Artiodactyla; Camelidae
Gene: WDHD1
Product: WD repeat and HMG-box DNA binding protein 1
Exons: 26
Coding region: 103-3498 (1131 amino acids)
Biological process (GO): DNA-templated DNA replication; mitotic cell cycle; DNA repair
Cellular component (GO): nuclear replication fork
Molecular function (GO): protein binding; chromatin binding
Source: RefSeq, a predicted model, not a curated record
GUGGGAGCACGCCGGAGCGCGGGAAGCGACCCUGCGGCGGCGGUUGCUUCUCACCUUUCCUCAGUCGCGGAGGUUCGGUCUCCUGGGUAAGUAGAGGAAAAGAUGCCUGCCACACAGAAGCCAAUGCGAUAUGGACACACAGAGGGACACACAGAUGUCUGUUUUGAUGAUUCUGGGAGUUGUAUUGUGACUUGUGGAAGUGAUGGUGAUGUGAGGAUUUGGGAAGACUUGGAUGAUGAUGAUCCUAAGUCCAUUAAUGUUGGAGAAAAGGCAUAUUCAUGUGCUUUGAAGAAUGGGAAAUUGGUUACUGCAGUAUCUAACAAUACUAUUCAGGUGCACACAUUUCCUGAAGGAGUUCCAGAUGGUAUCUUGACUCGCUUCACCACAAAUGCAAACCAUGUGAUCUUUAAUGGGGAUGGUACAAAAAUUGCUGCUGGAUCUAGUGAUUUUCUAGUCAAAGUUGUGGAUGUGAUGGAUUGCAGCCAACAGAAAAUGUUUCGAGGACAUGAUGCCCCUGUUUUAAGUCUUUCCUUUGAUCCUAAGGACAUCUUUCUGGCAUCAGCUAGUUGUGAUGGAUCUGUCAAAGUGUGGCAAAUUUCAGAUCAGACAUGUGCUGUUAGUUGGCCACUGCUACAAAAAUGCAACGAUGUGAUAAACGCAACAUCAAUCUGCAGACUUGCCUGGCAGCCAAGAAGUGGGAAGUUAUUGGCAGUUCCUGUGGAGAAAUCUGUUAAGCUGUAUAGAAGGGAAACUUGGAGUAAUCAAUUUGAUCUUUCAGAUAAUUUCAUCUCUCAGACCCUGAAUAUAGUAACCUGGUCUCCUUGUGGACAAUAUUUAGCUGCAGGAAGUAUUAACGGUUUAAUUAUAGUUUGGAAUGUGGAAACCAAAGAUUGCAUGGAAAGGGUGAAAAAUGAGAAAGGUUAUGCAAUCUGUGGCCUGUCAUGGCAUCCCACUUGUGGUCAAAUAGCUUAUACUGAUGCAGAAGGAAAUCUGGGACUCCUGGAGAAUGUUUGUGACCCCAGUGGAAAGAUGUCAAGCAGUAAGGUAUCUAGCAGAGUGGAAAAGGAUUACAGUGAUCUUUUUGAUGGAGAUGAUAGAAGUAAUGCUGGUGAUUUUCUAAAUGACAAUGCAGUCGAAAUGCGCUCUUUUUCAAAAGGGAUUAUCAAUGAUGAGGAAGAUGAUGAUGACCUCAUGCUGGCUUCAGGUCGUCCUAGACAGCGAAGUCACAUCCUAGAUGAUGAUGAAAAUUCAGUUGAUGUUACAAUGCUAAAAAAUAGUUCCAGUCUUCUCAAAGAGGAGGAGGAAGAUGAUCAGGCAGGCGGCAUUCAAAAUCUACCACUUUUAACAUCUCAGAAGCCAUUUUAUAAUGGUCCUAUGCCAACUCCCCGGCAAAAGCCAUUCCAGUCAGGUUCUACACCCUUGCAUCUCACUCACAGAUUCAUGGUAUGGAACUCUAUUGGAAUUAUUCGCUGCUAUAAUGAUGAGCAAGACAAUGCCAUAGAUGUGGAGUUCCAUGAUACCUCCAUACACCAUGCAACACACUUAUCAAACACUUUGAAUUAUACAGUAGCAGAUCUUUCCCAUGAAGCUAUUUUGUUGGCAUGUGAGAGCACUGAUGAACUAGCAAGCAAGCUUCACUGCCUGCACUUUAGUUCUUGGGAUUCAAGUAAAGAGUGGAUAGUAGACAUGCCUCAAAAUGAAGAUAUUGAAGCCAUAUGUCUUGGUCAGGGUUGGGCUGCUGCUGCCACUAGCACCUUGCUUCUUCGCUUGUUUACCAUUGGAGGUGUUCAAAAAGAGGUGUUCAGUCUUCCUGGGCCUGUGGUGUCAAUGGCAGGACAUGGAGAACAGCUUGUCAUUAUUUAUCAUAGAGGUACAGGAUUUGAUGGUGAUCAGUGUCUUGGAGCUCAACUGCUGGAGCUGGGGAAAAAGAAAAAACAAAUUUUACAUGGUGAUCCUCUUCCUCUUACAAGGAAAUCCUACCUUGUAUGGGUUGGAUUUUCAGCUGAAGGUACCCCAUGUUAUGUGGAUUCGGAAGGCAUUGUUCGAAUGCUCAACAGAGGACUUGGUAAUACAUGGACUCCCAUAUGUAACACAAGAGAACACUGCAAAGGAAAAUCUGAUCACUACUGGGUGGUUGGUAUCCAUGAAAAACCCCAGCAGCUGAGGUGCAUUCCUUGCAAAGGUUCUCGGUUUCCUCCAACCCUUCCACGCCCUGCUAUAGCUGUAUUAUCCUUUAAGCUUCCUUACUGUCAGACUGCCACUGAGAAAGGACAAAUGGAGGAACAAUAUUGGCGUUCAGUUAUGUUUCACAACUACCUUGAUUAUUUAGCUAAAAAUGGUUAUGCAUAUGAAGAGAGCACUAAAAAUCAAGCAAUAAAAGAACAACAGGAACUUUUAAUGAAAAUGCUUGCGCUUUCUUGUAAACUGGAGCGAGAAUUUCGUUGUGUGGAACUUGCUAAUCUAAUGACUCAGAAUGCUGUGAAUUUAGCCAUUAAAUAUGCUUCUCGUUCUCGGAGAUUAAUAUUGGCCCAGAGACUUAGUGAACUGGCUGUCGAGAAGGCAGCAGAAUUGGCAGCAACCCAAGCUGAAGAGGAGGAGGAAGAAGAAGAGGAUUUCAGAAAAAAGUUGAAUGCUGGUUACAGUAAUACUGCUACAGAAUGGAGUCAGCCAAGGCUCGGAAAUCAAGCUGAAGAAGAUACAGAAGACAGUGGAGAAGCUGAUGAUAUAGAAGAAAAACCAGAAACACACAAUCACGGACAAAAUUCAUUUUUUAAAAAUGCAAAUUCCUCUGAUGUGCUAGCUAUUAAGUCAGGUGCAGUUACCUCUAGCAACCAAGGACGAAUAAACCCCUUCAAGGUAUCAGGCAAUUCCAAAGAGCCAGCCAUUUCAGGGAAUUCAGUACGUUCAACUAAUAUUUUAGACAGUAUGAAUAAAUCAUCCAAGAAGUCUACUGCACUUAGUCGAGCUACAAAUAAUGAAAAGUCUCCAGUUAUAAAGCCUCUGAUUCCAAAGCCAAAGUCUAAACAGGCUUCUGCAGCAUCCUUUUUCCAGAAAGGAGCUUCCAAAGCUGAUAAGACUGAGGAAGUGAAGGAAGAAAAUUCUGAAAAUUCAUCAUCUGAAACCCCACCUGUGUGUCCUCAAAACACUGAAAACCAAAGGCCAAAGACUGGGUUCCAGAUGUGGCUGGAAGAAAACAGAAGUAAUAUUUUGUCUGACAAUCCUGACUUUUCAGAUGAAGCAGACAUAAUAAAAGAAGGAAUGGUUCGAUUUAGAGUAUUGUCAACUGAAGAGAGGAAGGCAUGGGCUGCAAAGGCCAAAGGAGAAACUGUAAGUGAUGGAGCUGAAGCAAAGAAGCGAAAACGUGUGGUGGAUAGAAGUCGUGAAACUGAAAACCAGACAGAAAAGGCAAAGGAGAAUCUUAAUUUGCCUAAAAAGCAAAAACCUUUAGAUCUUUCUACGAAUCAGAAACUGUCAGCUUUUGCAUUUAAGCAGGAAUAGAGUAAGGGAGUGAACUUAGGAAGGUAAUAGUUUUUUUUACUCAUCUUUGAUGAAUCUGGGCCUUUUAAAAAAAUCUUUAGGAAACUCAUUACAUAUUUUUAAAAGCAUUUAAAGACUACAGUUUGUCUUUAUAAGAUAAUGUAGUAAUUAUCCUGGUGUAGGGAACAGGGCAUGUAUAAAAAGUAUCAUCUUUGCAGAUUGCCCUGCCUCCAGAUGGAGGGCCAUUCAGAAGCAUUGUGAUUGUGGUCACUGACUUGGGGCCACUGGCAUGUCCCAUUGGAAGCCAGUUUGAUUUUGUUUCUUACCUUCAAAAUCAUCAAAGCCAGGGUCUUAUAACCUCUGAGUGUUGAAUUGCCUUCUAGGGUUUUCCUCAUUUGGUUUACGUAAUGUACUGGGAAGUACUGCAAUAGUCCUUUUCCGAAGUGUGUUACCAUAGACUGCUCUCUGUGUCUGUACUGGACCUAGGGGACCAUGUAUUUUUUAAUAUGGGCCCUAAACAUGUAAAUAAUUUUGCAAAUAAGACCUUUUGUUUGUUUUGGCAGUGUCUUCAUGUAUAGCUUUGAGUUGUUUGUGUAGCCUGAUUUUUUAAAAAUAAAACUUUCACAUUUCCAUA